CAUUUUAAACACACAAUGUAUGGAGGCUGGCUUAGACUACGACUGCCCCACAUCAGUUCACCUCUCAGCUGGACAGCAAAGAGAAUACACCACAUUUUCAACAUGCAGGGGACCCUCUGCACUCUUAUUGCUGUUCUAGCAUGUGUGGAUGCUGCAAAAGUGUUGACCCAGACACCUGCUGUGCUCACAGUUUCUCCAGGAGAAGAGGUUCUGCUCAAAUGCAACAUUCAGAGACCUGAAAGCUAUUAUGUCAGCUGGUACAAACAGGUCCCUGGUUCUACUCCUCAGUAUCUUCUGAGAUUUUACCAUGAGCACAGCUCACCCAGCUUUGGAACAGGAAUCUCCUCAGACCGAUUUAACUCCAAAGCCUCAUCAAACAUUGAUUAUCAGUUUAUCAUUAAGCGGGCAGAAGCAGGAGACUCUGCAGUGUAUUACUGUCAGACAUGGGACAGCUCUGCAAAUGAGAGAGUAUUUGGACAAGGAACCAAGCUGACUGUGACAAGCUCCAGCCUCCCUGCUCCUGUCCUCACAGUCUUCCCUCCGUCCAGUGCUGAGCUCCAGUCCAACAAAGCCACUCUGGUCUGUCUGUCCAGUCAGUCUGUGCAAUUUGCAGAUGUGACCUGGUCGGCUGCUGGGAGUCCAGUGAGCAGUGGGAUCUCUACCAGCACUGCUGUUCAGAGACCAGACCACACUUUCCAAAUCAGCAGCUCUCUGACCAUCCAGACAUCAGACUGGAACAUGGAUAAGGUUUACACAUGUAAAGUGUCUUUGGGCUCCCAGACUUCAGAGAAAACCAUCCAGAAGUCAGGAUGUCCCACUGAAUAGUAGAGGACCAGAAUGAGCCUUUAAAAUCUGCUUUUUUACUGCUUGUGCUGUUUGCAAAGUUCACAUGUUAGAAAUCAGAGUAAAGCAAAAGGUUUAAGCAUUGUGUUCAUUUUUCUUGUCAUUAACAGGCAUUUACAGUAAUUGCUGUUAUAC
This is a messenger RNA of Archocentrus centrarchus (flier cichlid), 978 nucleotides long. Its product is annotated as immunoglobulin lambda-1 light chain-like. The coding region runs from base 16 to 825 and encodes 269 amino acids. The record is from RefSeq and is a predicted model, not a curated record. The transcript has 5 exons. Lineage: Eukaryota; Metazoa; Chordata; Actinopteri; Cichliformes; Cichlidae.